Messenger RNA from Xylaria bambusicola, 1982 nucleotides. RefSeq lists its product as uncharacterized. The record is from RefSeq and is a predicted model, not a curated record. Bases 162 to 1448 code for a protein of 428 amino acids. The transcript is spliced from 3 exons. NCBI's taxonomy places the organism in Eukaryota, Fungi, Ascomycota, Sordariomycetes, Xylariales, Xylariaceae.
AGCAUCAUCCGCGUUUUUCUUCCUACCAGACCUACUCCGCUACACGAGUACCACUCUUAAGUAAUGGCCGGCUGCCGUUGCUGUUCCUCCCUUCCGCUUCUCGACGGCUCUUUCUCCCUCCCUUCCUCCCUCCCUCCCUCCCCUGAUGGACGAAUGUGCGAAUGAUGGCACUCGUGCUCCGAUUGACUACCCUGAGCUAUGUGGUAGCGCACGCUAAUGCCCGGCGGUUUCAGAUGGGUUCAAGUGCGGGGGACUGGGCUCCGGUGACACCUACCGUUCAAGUUUCGUCCACCUUGCGCCUUGACGAAUGGAUACCGAAGACGACUUCUGCGCCCGAAAGGCGGCCGUUCGAUUGGGAGCUACGGAGGAGAGAUGAUGCCAAGUCUGCAAUAUGUGGUUAUUCCGCGGAUAACCUCAACGGCCCAGCCAUCACUUGCGAGAGUGGGGAGUUCUGCAGGCUGAACAGCAUUCUUGGCAUCGUAGGUUGCUGUACAGAGACAAAUCCUCGUGGCUGCAUCGUGCCCACGACUUGUCUGGAAUCUUCAGCGUCAGCGCAAUGGUCUGGAGACCCCCUUACGACAUAUUGCAGCGACUCGGAUCGCCCGCAUUGUGUAACUCACUCUUAUGAGGCGAAUUUCUGGGAACCGCUGUAUGGCGCGUACUAUAUAGGAUGCGCCGCUAAGUCCGCCACUGGUGAUAUUGUGGCCAGUCUUGUAUCAGGGAGCGAUCCCACGACAUUAUCACAAUCUACUUUCACAACUACCGAUGGUGUCAUUACUACGACCGUCACCGUAAAUGUCCCUGGUGAGAAUGGAUCGCCCACAACGGCACCUGAUGGAACCACUGCAUCAGUGAAUACCGGCGCUAUCGCCGGCGGAGUAGUGGGCGGCGUCGCCGGUCUCGCCUUAAUUGCCGCUGCUAUUUUCUUCUUCUUAUAUCGACGGAAAAGGCGGCCAGAGAUUUCCAAUCCUCUUGGUCUGGGGCGGAAAAUGCCACCUAGCGAUAAAGAUAUGUAUCACCACAAUGACCCGAUACCAGGAUCGCAAUAUCCGUCAACUUUCUAUGGCGAGGCCCCUCCCGGUAUGGCUCAGACAUCGGACCAACCCAUAACAACAUACCCAUCAAAUGUUUACGGGGUGCAAGACCCGAUAUAUGACGAAGGAACUAACAACAGCGCCGAAGUGCCGGCGUACUUUGCUCCGCGAGGUGCCUCCUCUAAGCCCCGAGAUGAAGAUGUAUCACCACUUGAAGAGAGCCCUGUCAGUCCCGUCAGCCCUGCUGACAACUACAAUACUAUGGUAUCAGCGCUCUCCAAUCACUCACCACCUCUACAACCCCUCUCACCGGCUGUACACCACUACCAUCAUCACCAGCAAUCCGAAUACGCUCAGUUCAGUCCGCCAGCGCCAGCGCAAUACCAAUCAUACCGGCCAUAUCCAGGAACAUGACAUCGGGAGGGUAUUUAAUGGCAUUAUUUUCGGAGGUAUUUUGAGUCGAUCAUUUUAUGUAUUUUUGUAUAUAUCGUGCGUUCUUGGCUCCGGGAGUUAGGGCGUCGGAGUUUAAGCGUAUGAUACCUAAGGGUGAACUGCAUUCAAGGAGGAAACUACAGAUUGGAAUGGCCGCCGCACACAUUCUACUAACUACAUAUAUAAGGAUUGAGAAUAUACCCGCUUCUCUCUCCCUUGCCUGAGAGAAAAUAUAGUUAAAGACGGUUAAUGGCUGUAGAGACGGUCCACUCUGAAAUGAAGGGUGGAUUUACCUACCACUGCUCUAGCAAUUAUCUCCAUUGCUAGAAAAACUGUAAAGUAAACUGUAGACGUAAAUAUGCCACGGCCUGUCUAGAUUUUUUUUUUCUCUGCUAUAAAUUGCUGUGUAAGUAGGCGACUAUAUAUUUGAAAGGAAUCUAGAAGUCACAGAAAUGAGUGAUAGCUUGAUAAGGUCCCGAACCCCCACCUCUUUAGAUAGCCCAUCAGAUGCUAGCC